GGCACGUCACCACUCGACAUCUGGUGACUGUUUUGAAGAAGGCGGAAGUGUUCACCGAAACUGUCAACAAACGAGGUAACAUACUAAAAAAUAAGUGUCUUAAGAAACGAACUUAAAGUAUAGCGCAUACUCCAAUAAUUCGUGGAGGGAGAUAUCGCAGAAUCUGGGCAUGGAUUCGAUCGAGUGCGCGAGGAGGUGGAAGAACCUGCACGACAAGUUUGUUCGGCAGCGAAAGGCAAUGAUGGCCAAAAAGAGCGGGGAUCCGGGUGGGGAAAGGGUCCCACCUUUUUACAUUUUUAUGUCCUGGCUGGAGCCUCACGUAAAGCAUAGGAAAACAUCUUCAAAUUUCCCUUCAGAGCAGGCACAGUCAUCACAGGAGACAGACUCCAGUUCUGGUCCACCUUCGCCCACUCGGACCCUGGAGUCAUUGUAUGCCUCCCAGCCUGUGCCUUCCACCUCAGCUGCGCUCUCUGUGCGCUCUACACUGCUGUGCCCUGUGCCCCCUGCCUCACCAACUGUGACUGUAUCUACAGCACGUCUGCCCCCUGCCUCACCAGCUGCGACCGAGUCUCCAGCACGUCUGACUCCAGCCUCACCUGCUCCGUCUGUGCGGCCAGCGCCCCAGCGAGUGGUGGCCAGACACUGCAAACGCAGGCGCACAGAGGACUCUGGUCUUCAGCUGGACAUACAGGCACACUUGGACCGACUGGUUGAAAGUCGGCAGAUGCUGCAAAGCAGUCUGGUGCAUGAUGACUGCUCUUCCUUUGCAACGCUGUGUGCGGACCUGUUGAGUAAGAUCCCAGAGGGCAGAAGGGAGGAGUUCACGAGGAACCUCCUCAAUCAGGUUUAUGAUGAAGUGGCUCGGGUACAGGCAGAGGCACGGGCACAGGCCUGACAGGAUCUGUAUUUACAUUUUUUACACCAUGCCACUUUAUUUUCAUCUAUUUACAUGUUCAGAAUUUAUUUGCAUUUUCAACAUUGUCAUUUGCCUUUUUAAACCUUAGUUAUACAUUGGUUUUUUUUUGUUGUUAUUACUGUUCUAUUUGCCUUUUUACCCCUUGCCACUUUAUUUCUAUUUUCAUCUAUUUACAUGUUCAGAAUUUAUUUGCAUUUGCAAUAUUAUUUCCCUUUUUACACCUUAGUUAUACAUUAUAGUUUGUUAUAUUUUGUUGUUACUGUUCUAUUUGCCUU
Molecule: messenger RNA, 1191 nt
Organism: Neoarius graeffei (lesser salmon catfish)
Lineage: Eukaryota; Metazoa; Chordata; Actinopteri; Siluriformes; Ariidae
Product: mucin-7-like
Exons: 2
Coding region: 170-895 (241 amino acids)
Biological process (GO): regulation of transcription by RNA polymerase II
Cellular component (GO): nucleus; transcription regulator complex
Source: RefSeq, a predicted model, not a curated record